This is a messenger RNA of Vigna angularis (adzuki bean), 1305 nucleotides long. RefSeq names its product codeine O-demethylase. The transcript has 4 exons. The coding region runs from base 53 to 1135 and encodes 360 amino acids. The record is from RefSeq and is a predicted model, not a curated record. NCBI's taxonomy places the organism in Eukaryota, Viridiplantae, Streptophyta, Magnoliopsida, Fabales, Fabaceae.
AAAUACAACCAAUACAGUGGCUGGUUAUAAGGCGUGGUUAGAAUAGAACAUCAUGGUAUCCUCAGAAUUAGUGAGAAUGUUUGAAGAAGUGUUGAGUGUUCAGGAACUCAUAAAGAAACCGCUCACUUCAGUUCCUCAAUGCUAUGUUCGACAACAGUGCCAUAACGAACCCGCACUUUUCCCAGAUGAAACCUCAUCUCAGGAACUCCCAAUCAUCAGCCUCAGAAAGCUCAUCCAUGGAGAAGACACGGAGCUUGAGCUAGAGAAAUUGAACUCAGCUUGUAGAGACUGGGGUUUCUUUCAGUUGGUGGAGCAUGGAAUAAGCCCAGCAGUGCUGAAAACACUGAAAGACGAAGUUGAAGGAUUCUUCACGCUCCCCUCGGAAGAAAAGAUGAAAUACAAGAUACAGCCAGGUGAUGUUGAAGGCUACGGACGUGUGAUUAGAGCAGAUGAUACAAAACUGGAUUGGGGUGAUAGGUUCUUUUUUAAAACCAACCCUCGUAGUAUAAGAAAACCACAUCUUUUACCACAGUUCCCUUCGUCAUUCAGGAGUGUGUUAGAGUCAUACAUAAACGAAGUGCAAAAUCUUGGUAUGAGAGUUAUAGGGUUGCUGGGGAAAGCACUGAAGAUAGAGAAGAGAGAGUUGGAGGUGUUCGAGGAUGGGAUACAGAAUCUUCGGAUGACGUACUACCCUCCAUGUCCUGAACCAGACUUAGUUAUGGGACUUUCUGCUCAUUCUGAUGCAUCGGGAAUCACCAUUCUUAACCAAAUGAAUGGCGUGAAUGGCCUGCAGAUUAAGAAAGAUGGAGAUUGGAUUCCAGUGAACGUCUUAUCAGAUGCUUUUGUUAUCAACAUUGGAGACAUUCUGGAGAUUAUGAGCAAUGGAGCAUACAAAAGUGUUGAGCACAGGGCAACAGUGAAUUCAGAGAAGGAAAGGAUUUCCAUUGCCAUGUUCUAUCUGCCGAAGCUUCAAGCUGAUAUUGGACCUGCAUUUAGCCUCACAAACCCAGAAAAUCCUCCUCUGUUCAAAAGAACUGAAGUGGGGACAUACGUGGAAGAUUACUUCACUCAUAAGUUGGAUGGAAAGUCCUACUUGGACCUUAUGAGGAUCUCAGAUCAAAACCUCUCUAUCUAGUUCCAACUACUUACUAUUUUUCAAUAAAUAUCUUAAUAAAGUUUCCCUAUCUUUCUAGAAAAAUGUCACUCUCGCAUUUUAUUUUCUACUGUCCAACAAGCCUAACUUUUCGGCUCUCUUUAAUUUUCAUUCUAAUAUAUAGGGCUGGACAAAAAUAAAUGAUAUGUAUU